Molecule: messenger RNA, 1323 nt
Organism: Lactuca sativa (garden lettuce)
Lineage: Eukaryota; Viridiplantae; Streptophyta; Magnoliopsida; Asterales; Asteraceae
Source: RefSeq, a predicted model, not a curated record
AUGGAUCGCAAUCGUGUUCCAAUAAAGGCGGAUUCCUUACUCUCUUCAAUCGCCACCUUUCAUACGACGAAGAUCGGCUCCAUUCCUGAAACAAUGCUUGCUUCUAUCUCAGCAUCAAGCAAUCUUCUUCAGCAGUACAGAAAACGUAAGUCCGUUGGUCCGCGUGAGCUUACUCCUACAAUGCUUCGUUCCAUUGAAGAAGCUGAUAAACCAGCUAAAAGGGGCAAGAAACCUGAAUCGCAAAAGGAGGGACAGGUAGCGAAACCAUCCAAGGGGCAGACCCCCAAGAAGAGGAAAACUGACAAAGCAGCCCCUUCUCAACCACAACCCAAAAAGCAGAAGAAGCCUGCUAGGAGACUUAUUCUUCAAUCCUCCAGUGAGUCGGAUUCAGAUUACGUUCCUCCUAACCAGAAGAAAGCUCAAUCAUCAGACUCUGAGAACGAAAGUUCAGAUGAAGAGGCUUCGGGCCGAGGGGAUACUCCACCUCGCUCCCCAACUCCAGAAAUUCCGGUUCGUACACUGCCUCCUUCACCUCCACCUGUUACCAUUCCUGCUUUUAUCCCUCCUAUCUCUCAAACAACUACCUCUCAACCUUUCACCUCUAUACCUAUCCCCAUUCCCAUCUUCGCAGACACAACCUCUACCACCACUACAAAACCUACCUUCAAUAUUCCCAAACCACCUGUAAACGAACCUACCUUUACAAUCGAAAAUCCAAUAACAACCGAAGCUCCCGCUACUUCAAAACCCUUAUCACCAACACCUUCUACAGAAACAACCCCAAUCUUGGGCGGUGAGGACUUGGAGUUUGACUCCACAUACUUCAGUCCUUAUCGAGUACAGAAUGAGGAUGAUGAGGACGAGCCCAUUACCAAACAUCAUCUUAAAGCGGUCAAUGAAAAGCUGGAUCAACUGCUUUCCUUCUCUUCCUCAAGCACUUAUUCAGAUGCGACAUUGAAGGCUCUAUUCUCUUCAGUGGUUGCUGAACAUUCAGCCUCCUUAACUGUUGCCGCCAAGGCUAUUGAAGCCUCCACUUCUCAGUUUCAACAGGCCGCUCAAGUUGUUGAUGCAUCUAUAAAAGAGUGCAAGGAGGCGACCGCAAAAGUCGAUAAACUAGUUUCGCAGGUUCACAUCUUUUUAGAUUCUUUGCAGGAUGCUGCUACCAAGAAUGCUGCUAUAGUUAAUUCUUCUGUAGAAAUUCUUCAACAGACUCUUCAGUCUGAGUGCUCGAAGGUUGAAGCAGCACGCCUCGCUAUUGAACAGGCGAAUGAAGCGUUUCAUGCUAAUGUUAAUGAACGCUUGACUCAACUACAAGUGGACUAA